This is a messenger RNA of Protopolystoma xenopodis, 381 nucleotides long. NCBI's taxonomy places the organism in Eukaryota, Metazoa, Platyhelminthes, Monogenea, Polystomatidea, Polystomatidae. The record is from the annotation of a GenBank genome assembly.
GCUAAGCCUUCAGAAGACGGAAUUGAGCUGAAUAGAAAAGAUCAACUAUAUUCAGUCUGCCAGUCCGACAAGAAGCCAUCAGAGUGUCAGAAUAUGAACAAUUUUCAACCAUGUACUAUUGAAUCUACAGGUCAAGAUGAAGCAUCACAUCUUCCUGAGUAUGCAAGUGACACUUUAUACUUAGAAGAUGAGGAGAACCGGAGUCUCACGCCUCGUGAGAUGAUGAAAAUAAAAAAGCAGAUCCAAGCGGACGCAAGAGCUCGGGAGAUUCGCGAUGCUACUGAAGAAUCAAGAUUAAACAAAGAGAUCGCGAGACGUCGGAAACAAGAGGCCUUCAUACCCUCUACUGUAGGUUUUGCGAUGAUUUCCUUAAAGGCCUAA